Molecule: messenger RNA, 2092 nt
Organism: Corythoichthys intestinalis (scribbled pipefish)
Lineage: Eukaryota; Metazoa; Chordata; Actinopteri; Syngnathiformes; Syngnathidae
Product: guanine nucleotide-binding protein subunit beta-5b-like
Exons: 13
Coding region: 117-1304 (395 amino acids)
Biological process (GO): G protein-coupled dopamine receptor signaling pathway; G protein-coupled receptor signaling pathway
Cellular component (GO): cytoplasm; heterotrimeric G-protein complex
Molecular function (GO): protein binding; signaling receptor complex adaptor activity
Source: RefSeq, a predicted model, not a curated record
UCCUCUUCAGUGUAAAACGCAACUCACUUGCAACAGAAGAAAUAAAUAGCUACCUGAAGUGCACACAUACAAAAACUAGCUUUUCUCAGGCGUGUCGCGUGAGCCCAAGUGCAGUCAUGUGUGACCAGACGUUCGUGGCCGUGACCUUUGGCCCUUGCGAGAGCUGCGACAAGGCCAGCCCUCUCAUGAACAUCUACAUCAAAACAGAGCCCAUCAACUACUGUGCCUUCUGCGUGGAGAAGAUGGCGUGUCAAGGGCUCCAGGCGGGGGAAAGUUUGGCCUCGCUCAAGAGGGAAAGUGCAAAUUUGAAGAAGAAGUUGGACGAAGAGAGGAACAAGCUCAACGACGUCGAGUUGAGCAAGGUGGCAGAGAAGGUGGAGGUGUUGUCAUCUCUGUCCAUCAAGACCAGACGUGUGCUCAAGGGUCACAACAACAAAGUGUUGUGCAUGGACUGGUGCAAAGACAAGCGGCGCAUGGUUAGCUCCUCCCAGGAUGGUAAAGUCAUUGUGUGGGAUGCAUUUACUCUCAAUAAGGAGCAUGCCUUGAGCCUACCAUGCACUUGGGUGAUGGCGUGUGCAUAUGCUCCUUCGGGUUGUGCAGUGGCGUGCGGAGGACUGGACAACAAAUGUUGUGUGUUCCCGCUCUCUCUGGACCCAAAUGAGAACCCAGUGACCAAGAAGAAGGUGGUCGCCAUGCACACCAACUACGUUUCAGCAUGCACCUUCACCAAUUCGGACAUGCAGCUGCUGACUAGCAGUGGUGACGGAACCUGCGCUCUGUGGGACGUAGAGAGUGGACAGCUGCUGCAGAGCUUCCACGGUCACACCGCGGAUAUUUUGUCCCUUGACCUCGCCCCUUCCGAGACCGGCAACACUUUUGUCACUGGAGGCUGUGAUAAGAAGGCCAAUGUGUGGGACAUGCGCUCUGGUCAGAACAUACAGUCCUUUGAGGACCACCAGUCUGACAUCAACUGUGUCAAGUACUACCCUAGCGGAGAUGCUUUUGCGUCUGCGUCUGACGACGCCACGUGUCGCUUCUACGAUCUGCGCGCUGACCGCGAAGUGGCAGUCUACCAGAAAGACAGCAUCAUUUUUGGGGCAUCUAGUGUGGACUUCUCCCUUAGCGGUCGCCUGCUCUUUGCCGGCUACAACGAUUACACUAUAAACGUGUGGGACGUCCUGAAAGGAAAUCGCAUUUCUACAAUGUAUGGUCACGAGAACCGCGUCAGCAGAGUGCGAUUGUCACCUGACGGCACGGCCCUCUGCUCCGCCUCUUGGGAUACCACCUUGCGGAUUUGGGCCUAAAAUCUGCAUGGGAGAAGCUGCAAUCAACAUUAGCAUUUCAACCAACCUUCAGCUGGAUGAGGACACAAGCUGGAUGAGGACACAGGCAAACGAAUAAAAACCUCAAAUGACUUUAAAAUGUGAAUGACAAAACUUAGAAGAAAAAAAAAAGUCAUGUAGUGUUUUUUAUAACAUUAAGUGGCAUAUUCUUGUAAUAAGUGGAUAAUGUCACAGGAAAAUGAUAUGGGUGACUCAACAGACAACUUUGUAUGGGGUUUGUACACACUGGAAGUACAGUAAUGUGUCUCAAAAUGUUUGUAAAAUAACCGCCAGUCUCGCUGUUCAAAUGGAAUGGACAUGUUUUUGUCAAUGGCAGUGAUUGAGCCAAUAAUGCUGCCGUAUAUGAGGAUAUGUGGAUUUUAUUAAGUACAGUAGUAAUUUGUUUGUUUGACUAGGUUCACAUGGCCCAAUAUUGAACCUUUUGGCCAUGACACGUCUUGAAUUGAUGACAGUAAAGGUUUAAAGGUCUUCACAUCAUUGAUGGGCUGUUUUUUCUUCUUGAUGACCUUUAAAAAAACACGUUUAGGGGAAUCUCAUUGAUCUGUAUUUGCCUCCCUUUCUCAGCAAGUGAGAUAAUUAAAUGGGAAAGUACCUGGUAAGGGUGUACACAGAUGAGGGAAAUUACUGAGAAGGGAAAAAUAAUGGCAGUUGCAAUAAACUUGUUUGACUGCAGGAUAAGUCUCGUGUUUAUUUCUCACUUCCCCAUGUUGGUUAUUGAAGCACAUCACUUUUUAUACACUGUUUGGGAU